Messenger RNA from Podospora pseudopauciseta, 2200 nucleotides. RefSeq lists its product as uncharacterized. NCBI's taxonomy places the organism in Eukaryota, Fungi, Ascomycota, Sordariomycetes, Sordariales, Podosporaceae. Gene Ontology annotation, cellular component: box C/D methylation guide snoRNP complex; small-subunit processome. The transcript is spliced from 2 exons. Bases 1 to 1875 code for a protein of 624 amino acids. Gene Ontology annotation, molecular function: histone H2AQ104 methyltransferase activity; rRNA methyltransferase activity; RNA binding. The record is from RefSeq and is a predicted model, not a curated record. Gene Ontology annotation, biological process: box C/D sno(s)RNA 3'-end processing; rRNA methylation.
AUGAGCUCGCCAUGGUCCUUACUCCUGCAACACGUCUCUCGUAAGAAAACAUUGGUACGACAAGUCAUGGGAACAUCAGCCUUUUCCGCCUUCAGCAAUGGCAGUUUUGGCACCGCCAGUCAAGCCAAUGGCAGCAGUCCUGCUGUAAGCCCCCAACAUACUGUCACUGCGAUGGGCAGGUGGUCCAUCCUCAACAAGCAGCUCCCAGUCUUCAAAACCCCUUUACCCAAUCCCAAGAUCUGGAACAACCCAACGAUAGGCACACUCUCGAACCCCGAUGCGUUUGUAAACGGUGGAUGGUGGCACGAUUCCCGGAUUCUCGCCGCGACGGGCGAAGGCAUCGCGAAAGAGGAGCCGCGCGCAUGGGAGGGAUGGUGGAAUGAGAAGAUUGUCGAGCUCGUCCAACUGAGCACACAACAAAAGGAUGCUUUCUGCGUCCUGUUGACCGGUCGAUCCGAAUCCGGUUUCAGUGAACUGAUUAAGCGGAUAGUAAAGAGCAAGGGUCUCGAGUUCGACAUGGUUUGUCUCAAGCCCGCCGUCGGCCCUGAUAACCAGCAUUUCACCAGCACACUCGACUUCAAGGAGAAAUUUCUCAGAGCUUUGAUGGAAACAUACAGACAUGCGAAGGAGAUUCGUAUCUACGAAGACAGAAUAAAGCACGUCAAGAGCUUUCAGACUUUCUUGGCGAGCUUCAACGAGCAACAGAAUACCUCGCCGACGAGAGGCCCGAUCAAUGGGGAAGUGAUUCACGUGGCAGACAUGGCAGCCUAUCUCGACCCGGUGGUGGAAGUGGCCGAGGUUCGAUCCAUUAUCAAAGAUCACAACGCGUCACUGACCAAGAGACGACGCGGCUCCCGAGGCGAGCGCUGGGUGAUCAAAAGACAAGUUUUCUGGACGGGGUAUCUAAUCUCUAGCGCCGACACGCGACGGUUGCUGGACCUGAUGCCAAUCCCCAACCUUCCCGACAGCGAGAUUAAGCUGCAUGCUAAUAACAUCAUGAUUUGCCCUCGUCCUUGUCCGGAUGAUCUGCUUCGGAAAGUCGGUGGCUGGGGCAAGAGGAUGAGCUGGCAAGUCAGUGGCACGGCUUGCUUUGAAGACAACGUCUGGGCUGUUUCUCUGAAGCCUGUCCCUGCAGACGCGUCAUACCACACUGGAAACCCGGUCCCACUGGUCGUCCUCGCCCUCAGGAGGGGCGCGAGACACGCGGAUGCCGCAAAGAUUCAGCACUGGAAGCCGGUUUCUCCGGAGCAGGCGUUUGUGUUUGAGACAAAGGUUGCCGAGAAAGUGCUGCUGCGCAUUGAUGGGACGAGUCAUAGGGAGGGUUCUUACGACGGCGGCUACUUUAGAGGAGCGAAGAGGAAGCAUACCGCUCAUGAGGAUGAUUUCCGGUCGAGACAGGGGAACCAUCACCACCAUCCUCCGACUGGUCCUGGUGGCGGUGGGAAGAAUUUCAAUAGCAAUAAUAACAACCAAAAUAACUUUCCACAGGUCAGUCGGGGAGGGAAUCGGGGAGGUGGCGGUGGUUUUGGUCGGGGUGGUGGAAGAGGAGGUGGUGGGAACUUCAGGGGCCAACGCGGAGGGACUCCUAAGGGGGCCCGCGGCGGUCGUGGUGGGGGAGACAGGGGAGGUCAUCACACUCAUCACUACAAGUCGCUUGACGAUGUUGGCGGGAGAGAUAGCCAGGGAGGGUUUGCAGCCAUGUACGAGGAUACACAGCAGCCUAUCCCCAAGGGGCCCUCGAAUCCCUCUAACCCUGGAUUCUACCAUGCGAAUAAUCAGCAAAAUAACAAGCCAAAUAAUAACGGUGGGUAUCAAGGCGGCGGCGGGGGGGGGUUAUCAAGCUGGGGAGGUGACGGGGUAGGAAAUUUUUACUGAAGAGGUUUGGGUUGAAGAAAUAUUCAUGUAGGUUUGUAUCUGUACCUGGAAAAUGCUGUACAUCUCUAGCGCAUCGUUUCCAUUUUGUUGUCAUUACUUGGGCAUGGAGCAAGUAUGGGCCUGGCAUUCAUGAUUACGUGGGGCAUGAAUUGGAGUUUUGUUUCCUCGGAGGCUAAGGAACGAAAGAAAAGAGGCAUGCAUGCUGGGAAUACCUACUGAUGUAAGUUUUAGCUAGCUAGUGUUUCCGUAUUCCUAUUGUAAAUGUACAUUGCUGAAGCCUUUGGGCGUUUGCGCGGUCAUAUAAUUGCCGAUAAUAUAAUCAAAG